Molecule: messenger RNA, 3153 nt
Organism: Lytechinus variegatus (green sea urchin)
Lineage: Eukaryota; Metazoa; Echinodermata; Echinoidea; Temnopleuroida; Toxopneustidae
Product: solute carrier organic anion transporter family member 4A1-like
Exons: 11
Coding region: 212-2401 (729 amino acids)
Biological process (GO): transmembrane transport; sodium-independent organic anion transport
Cellular component (GO): membrane
Molecular function (GO): protein binding
Source: RefSeq, a predicted model, not a curated record
CCGUAUUUCGAGAUCGUGGACACGACCCCGGGACACGACGCGUCGACGGUGGAUAUUUUUCUGAUCAUUAAAACUUCAUUUAUUUUAAGUGUUAUAGCGGGGAUUGUGCAUCUAUAGGAUAUUUUCCGAUUUUUACCCGUACGGUAUUUCAGAAAGAUUACCUCUGAUUACGUCAGACCUCGGGGCUCAGGCACAGGCAGAUACGGUAGAUAUGGCUGUGGAAAGCAGAAGCGGAUUGUCGGUCGACAGAUCACGGGGACCACAGGGAGAGCUCCAGGAAGGCUCGAUGGGUGUAUUUCUAAAUGCUGGCGACAGGGGUGCCGUGCUAGCGGAAGAUGAAGCAAACGAGAUAGAUGACGGAGAUGAUGAUGUUUUUAUAAGUGAAGAUGUUAUCUCCCAAAAACUUAAUGAGAAGGAAAUUUCAUGUGGUUGGUGUGGCAAAAGUGCUAAUUGUUUGAAGAUUUGCAGCACAAUCAAGGGCUAUCUCUUGGCCUUUUCACUCACAGGGCUCUUCCAUUACCUUGUCCCUUUUGGACUCCUCUUUGCUGUCCUCACUACACUAGAGAAACGCUUCCAUUUUUCUAGCAAAGAGAGUGGUAGCAUUGCCAGUGCCUACCAGUUCUCUGCAAUGUUCUUUACAGUCUUUGUGGGAUAUAUCGGAGAAAAGGGAAACAAACCAGUCUGGGUUGGAGUAGGAACCUUAGCAUUGGCCGUAGGGUCUGUCCUGUUCUCUCUGCCUCAUUUCAUAUCAGAUCCAUAUCAUGUGAUACCAUUCAACCAAUCAGAAGAGGACAGUCUUGUGUGCCCAGGUGUUGACAACUCAUCCAUGCUUCAGGAGAAAUGCGGUUUGACUGAAGGUGUAGAAGAAGCAAGUGAUAACUUCAUUGGAUUAUUCAUAUUUUCAAUGGUUUUGAUUGGUUUUGCUGGGUCUCCAGUCUUUACUCUUGGUGUAACUUACCUGGAUGAGAAUCUAAAGCCAAAAGACUUUGGACUUUUCCUUGGUAUUUACACUGCUUUCCUGAAUGUUGGUCCAGCCUUAGGCUUCUUUGUAGGGGCAUUAACAUUAUCAAUCUUCACAGAUAUAAAACUUGAUGAACACAGUGUAUCAUUAACCUCUGACCAUCCUCUAUGGGUAGGAGCUUGGUGGUUGGGCUUUCUUAUAGCUGCAGCCAUUGUGACUGUCUUAGCAUUGAUCAUCAUGGGAUUCCCAAAGAGACAACCAGGGAGUGAAAAAAUAGCAGAAAGACGUCCAUCUGAAGCUCAGAAAGGAAGUGAAUUCAAAUCCCAGGAGGGAUUUUUUGAGAAGGUACUUGAUUUCCCAAGGGCACUAUGGAAGAUCAUCACCAACCCUCCAUUUAUGAGCAUCUGCUUCGCCAUGGCAACAGAGUGGUUUAUCAUAACGGGUGUGGCAGUCUUUGUACCAAAGUUCUUUGAAGCACAAUUAAACAUGUCUUCCAGUCAAGUUGCAAGUAUACUAGGUGUUUUAUCAAUCACUGCUCAGUUACUUGGUUCCUUAGGUAGUGGAAUAGUCAUUAACAGACUGGAUCUGAAGUUUAGAGGCCUUAUCAAGCUAUGUGUUAUUUCUGUGUUGAUAUCAUUAUUAGCAUCACUUGCAUUCAUUAUGCACUGUCCUAUGGUGCCGUUCGCAGGUGUAACUGAUUCCAAAGAAAGUACUAAGUCAGUGACUGAAGCUGAGAGCAUGUUCCUACUGCCCUGUAAUACCCAUUGUGAUUGCCAUUCUAAGUCUUUUGAACCUGUAUGUGGCAGUGAUGACAUCAUGUACUAUUCACCAUGCUAUGCAGGAUGCAUCCGUAAAGACACAUUUGAUGAAGAAGUGGUAUUCCGGAACUGCCAAUGUAUCAGUACUAACAUGCUCCAUGCUGCAUCAUCUCAAAUACCUGUCGGAAGUGAGAAUAUCACAGUAACCAUUGAAUCAUCAACUCCUCAAGACUCCCCUGAGGAAGACUAUGCUGUCCCAGGACGAUGUAGAACAACAUGUCCUUACACGUGGCCCUACUUUGUUCUAUUAUGGCUGUUCUUCUUCAUAAAUGCCUUUGCUACUGUUCCUGCCUGGGCUAGCAGUAUAAGAUGUGUGUCGCAUUCGCAAAGAGCCUUUGGUCUUGGGGUGCAGACUGUCAUAUAUGGCCUCGGAAGCGCCCCAGCACCGAUCGUCUUUGGUUUGUUCAUUGACAAGUCUUGCCUGGUGUGGGAGUCUCUAUGUGAAGGAUCUCAGAUAUGCUGGCUCUAUGACAACCGUACCUUGGCUUUCACCAUGCUAGGAUUGUGUCUAUGUGGAAAGAUCCUGUCUUUCAUCUUCUUUGGUUUAGCCCAUGUCUUCUAUCGACCUUACUUGGACAUCAAGGAGGAUGAGGGAAUAGAAGAGGAACAAGAUGAAGUAUAAUGGUCAUUGUCUAUAAAUGGGUGAAUCAAGAUGGAUGAAAUACCUACCAGUUUGGGUCCCUGUAUCAUAACUGAUACACUCAGUCAUACAAGUAAGCAUAACAAAAUAAGUCUUGGGCAAAUGCAGGAAUUACAAUUGAUUGUAAGUAUUAAGGGUAUCUUUAUGUUACACAUGCUUUUUUAAGUCUUUCUAUACUCCCGUGGAGGACACAUCUGGGAGGAUUAUCAUACAGUUACACUUGGACUUAAAUUUUUUUUUUUUUUGCAGAAUUUUGAGAUGUCCGAGUAUUGAGAUCAUACUCAGGAUGGGUAUUAUUGAGUAAUUCAUUAAUGAGACUGAGCAUUAAAGUACUGUUGAUACAUGUUUGUCUUACCAAACUCUGUGACCAUGUCUUUCCAUCGAUCAAUGUAGAGGUUCGGAAUAAUGAGAGCAAACAUAGACCUUAUGGGGCUUUCCAUACUAAACAAAGCCCUAAGAAGCUUUCUAUAGGUCCUCUUCAGAUGGUCUUAGUAUUUUUACAUUUUAUAUACCCCUUUGUCUUUCUUGCCUUUUCUUUCUUGUUCACCAGCAAUACAAUAUCACAAAGAUAUUUUAAACAGUGGUAUAUUACAAAUAUGUUCAUUUUGAAUAGGUUAAAAAAAAGUUGUAUGCAAAUAUCCAAAUUAUUUACCAAUUCUAUCUCUCUCUCUCUCUCUCUCUCUCUCUCUCUCUGAUAUACCUUUGUGUGCCACUGUGGAAAGUUGUAUACUUAA